GUUAGGUCUAAAGACGGAGCAGAGGAAAGACUGUUUAGGCUGGAUUUGCUUGGAGCAGAGUGGGGCGUGGCAUUGAUAGAAAUGCAGGAAAUAAUGAAGUUCAUAGACAAUAGGGACAUUUUCCCUGCUGCUCUGAGGUAUCGAAAGCAAGAGAGCAUAAGCUUAUGGUAAGGAGGUGGGGGAGAAUAUGAAUAAUGUUUUCACCCAGAAGCCUAAUGGAAUCUGAAAUGUGCUGCCUUAGUGGGCGGUAGAGACACGCAAAUUAAUGCAGAUGGGUGCUUGAUAGUCAUUGAGGGCUGAAGGGGCCUGUUUCUGAGCUGUAUGAUACUGAGAUUUGAUAUAUUUGAAAGCAUUUUUAUGAAUCCAAAAGUGUAGAUAUUUGCAUUGGGAUAAUUAUUGGCUUCUAAUGAGUGAUCGCAAUUAAAAAAUUGUUUUAGGAAUAGUAUCUGUAGAAGCUAUUGAAACCCAUAACAAUCAAAGCUGAUGCUACAGAAUAGCACAAUGAAAUCAUUUGAUAUACAGAUCAGACUUAAGUGCAUUUAUGGCUUUUAUACCAAGAAUUCUAACUAAGCCAGAGAGUAGUGAAUCUGUGAAUUUUAUCUAUCCACAAGGAUUGCGGUAGAGACUCAAAUUGUGUCUAGUGAAGUAGAGGAUCAAUUGAUAUUGGGAUAUUAAGGGAGUCAAGGAAUUUGGAAUUAAUGGAAGAUGGUGAUACCGAAGAUGAAAUUUUGUGAUCUUAUUGGAUGAAUGCGCACUUCCUCCUAUUCCUUCUGUUCUCAGGUAUUGUGUUCAACACUGGAAUUGGACAGCAUAUUCUGAAGAAUCCUUUAAUUGUGAAUAGCAUCAUUGACAAGACUGCUAUUAGACCCACAGAUGUCAUACUGGAAGUUGGCCCUGGUACAGGUAACAUGACUGUGAAAAUUCUGGAAAAGGCUAAAAAGGUAAUUGCUUGUGAACUUGAUAGCAGACUUGUUGCUGAACUACAGAAAAGAGUUCAAGGAACACCUGUUGCAAAUAAACUUCAAAUAAUGGUUGGAGAUGUGCUGAAGACAGACUUGCCAUUCUUUGAUGCAUGUGUAGCAAAUUUACCAUAUCAGAUCUCCUCACCAUUUGUUUUUAAACUACUGCUGCACAGACCAUUCUUCAGGUGUGCAGUAUUAAUGUUCCAACGUGAAUUUGCUCUUCGACUUGUUGCAAAUCCAGGAGAUAAGCUAUACUGCAGGCUCUCAAUCAACACACAACUACUUGCACGUGUUGAUCAUCUGAUGAAGGUUGGAAAAAACAACUUCAAGCCUCCACCUAAAGUAGAAUCAAGUGUGGUUAGGAUAGAACCAAAGAAUCCACCGCCACCAGUUAACUUCCAGGAAUGGGAUGGUCUGGUCAGGAUAGCAUUUGUGAGAAAAAACAAGACUCUAGCUGCAGCUUUUAAAUCCAGUGCAGUUGAACAGUUGCUGGAAAAAAAUUACAGAAUACACUGUUCUUUGCAUAAUAUUGAAAUUCCAGAAAACUUUAAUAUUGCUGAAAAAAUCCAGAAAAUCCUAGAAGAAACUGAAUGCAGUGAAAAACGUGCUCGAACAAUGGACGUAGAUGACUUCAUGAGUUUGCUCCAUGGUUUCAAUUCGCAUGGAAUCCACUUCUCAUGACAGCAUUUUCUGCAACUUGACUGUCGAUUUUAAGUUUGCUAGAUAGUUUCUAUUUUUGUUACAGUAUUGGGAGUUUUAGAUUAAAUUAAACCUGAAACUUCCUUUGUACAUUACUGCAACUUAAUGCAAGUUUGCACAGGUAUGCUCAGUUGUGAAAAUAAAGAUAAUAUUAUUCAGAUAUUCUAACAUGGAACAUAUGCUAAUUUUAAAUUUGUAUAUUUGUAUGUACUUUAUAGUAGCUUGUCAUAUUGUGUAUUCAAAACUUAAGUAAAACAAACUCAUUUCUUGUGGUUUUCUUCCCUAACUAGCUGAAGCAGUCCCUAUUUCUUUCAGCAGUCAUAUUUCUUUCAAAUCCAAGAAUGCAGUUCUAGAGUUGGGUUAAGGAAUAAAGCUGGGCAACUUGGUAUAGCAGACAAGUUAAUGAUCAAUGGACUUAAUGUAGUUAUGGAAGAGUAACUAAGUAAUUGGCCCUUAACCUGCAGGGAUAUAAUUUGACCAAUGAAAGCAGUAAGAAACGACAGAAUAUUGGAAAUCCCAAACAAAUUAAUGCAGUAACGAUAAAAAUUAAUGCAAAAAUCACCCAUUUGAGAAGCUAUAGCCUUGUAGGAAUAUAUUACUAGAUUGGCCAGGUCAACAAACGUUCUGAGCAUUGAACUCCAUUCGCAAAUGUUUAAUACUUGGUAUGGUCUAAGAAGGAAUUCUGAGAAGUGGAAAACCAAGAAACAGGCCUGAUAUCUUAUACACAGAUGUUAAGACUGCGCAACAAGAUGCUUUAAUUAAGGCACCAGGUACUUUGUAACACAAAAAGUUUUGCUGAACCUGCAUGGGGCAUUAGUUUGGCUACAGCUAAAAUCGUAUUACACCAUGAUAGGGACAAGGGCAUAAUAGAAAAGAUUGAGAGCCAGAUUUGUAGUACAUCUCAAGUGGAUUUGUGGACUUCCAAGGAUGUGCCAAAACUAGAGAAUUUUAGAAAACUUAAAAUUUAGUUGAAAAUAAAAUUAAAGCCUUGAACAACUUUUAUUUCCUUUCAAAGUUAAUUAAUCUAUGAAUAACUAUGGUGUUGUUGUGAAAUUAGAUACCUGUAAAUAGUAAAGAUAGGAACAUGCAUUUGUGGUUAAAAAGUACAGGCCAUUCUUAGGUUAAGAGUGGCUGACUUGUGGACAGACCCUACAUAAAGAGCUUUUAUAAUAAAUUCAAAUAUAUACAUUCAUUCCUAUCAAAUGGCAGAACUAGUUUUCUUUCUUGUCCUCCCUUUCCCCUCUUACAUGGUUUUGAUGCCAUUUUUAUACUUCUGUGGGGGUUUAGUCUGUAUAGAGUGAUUUGAUGGUGUAUUUUCCAAUUUGGGUUCAAAAUUAUCUUGUGGGCAUCUGUAAAAAAAUGAUUGUUACAUAGAGAUGACUUGUUUGCUGGCAUGUUCACUGCCCAAUGACAUCUUUGAAAAUUACUUUUGAUUCUACCAUAUUCAAUUAUUGAAGCACUAAUAUAUACAACAUGGUGAUGGUAAGCACAAAUUGAUAGGUUCAACUAAGCCAGUUCAUUGUAACUCAACACGCAAAAGUAGUAUUCUCCCAUCCUCAAAUUAUUUUCCUCCUACACGACAAUUGUUAUUGUGUGUGAAAAGCCAACUGGUGAGUCCUAAAUUUCAACAAGUUUUUAAAUUUAGAUCUGCUGCUUAAACUGUCAAUGUGUACUUGUGUAAUUGAUGAAAUUUGAUAGAAUUGGGAGAUAUGAAAUAAAAAAAAAUUUAAACCUGCUUUCUCU
Molecule: messenger RNA, 3404 nt
Organism: Mobula hypostoma (lesser devil ray)
Lineage: Eukaryota; Metazoa; Chordata; Chondrichthyes; Myliobatiformes; Myliobatidae
Gene: dimt1l
Product: DIM1 dimethyladenosine transferase 1-like (S. cerevisiae)
Exons: 12
Coding region: 744-1643 (299 amino acids)
Biological process (GO): rRNA methylation
Cellular component (GO): nucleolus
Molecular function (GO): rRNA (adenine-N6,N6-)-dimethyltransferase activity
Source: RefSeq, a predicted model, not a curated record